Molecule: messenger RNA, 2780 nt
Organism: Vidua macroura (Pin-tailed whydah)
Lineage: Eukaryota; Metazoa; Chordata; Aves; Passeriformes; Viduidae
Product: H(+)/Cl(-) exchange transporter 5-like
Biological process (GO): chloride transport; transmembrane transport
Cellular component (GO): early endosome; membrane; Golgi apparatus
Molecular function (GO): voltage-gated chloride channel activity
Source: RefSeq, a predicted model, not a curated record
CGGUGUCCCCGGCAGUUGCAGGGGCUGGCCCUGGUGACGGUGCCGGUGACGCCAGGGGCGGGGAGGGCCCAGCAGCGCUGCGGGAUCGGCCCGGCAGAGCCCGGAGGAGGAGGAUGCGCGAAGUACCGCUGUGAGCCCCGGGAAUGUCCCCCUGCGCCCGGCCACGGCACGGACAGACCCCCAGAGCUGCUCCUGCGGGAUGGGGAGUGGCUGAGCCAGGGCUUCUCCUCAUAUAAUGGAGGAGGGAUGAAUGGCACGAGCACCAUGACGGAUUUCCUGGAGGAGCCUCUGCCUGGUGUGGGCGCCUACGAAGAUUUUAACACCAUAGACUGGGUGCGAGAGAAGUCCAGGGAUCGAGACAGGCACAGGGAGAUCACCAACAGAAGCAAAGAGUCCACCUGGGCCCUGCUGCACAGCGUGAACGAUGCCUUCUCUGGCUGGCUGUUGAUGCUCCUUAUUGGUUUGUUGGCAGGUUCCUUGGCAGGUCUGAUCGACAUCUCUGCCCACUGGAUGACAGAUCUGAAGGAAGGAGUGUGUUUGGCAGGGUUCUGGUUCAACCAUGAGCACUGCUGCUGGAAAUCCAACACCACCUUCACUGACAGGGACAAGUGUCCUGAGUGGAAGAGCUGGUCCCAGCUGAUCCUUGGCCAUGGAGAGGAGGCCUUUGCAUAUAUCCUCAACUACUUAAUGUACAUUAUUUGGGCCUUGAUGUUCUCCCUCCUUGCUGUGCUCCUGGUGAAGGGCUUUGCUCCCUAUGCCUGUGGCUCAGGGAUCCCAGAGAUCAAAACUAUCUUAAGUGGUUUCAUCAUUAGAGGCUACCUGGGCAAGUGGACGCUGGUCAUCAAAACCAUCACCCUGGUGCUGGCCAUGUCCUCGGGGCUGAGCCUGGGCAAGGAGGGGCCCCUGGUCCACGUGGCCUGCUGCUCUGGGAGCAUCCUGUGCCACCUCUUCACCAAGUACCGCAAGAACAAGGCCAAGCGCAGGGAGGUGCUGUCAGCAGCUGCUGCUGCCGGUGUGUCUGUGGCUUUUGGAGCUCCCAUUGGAGGAGUGCUCUUCAGCCUGGAGGAGGUGAGUUACUACUUCCCUCUGAAGACCCUCUGGCGCUCCUUCUUUGCUGCGCUGGUUGCUGCCUUCACCCUGCGUUCUAUCAACCCUUUUGGCAACAGCCGCCUCGUGCUCUUCUACGUGGAGUUCCACAUGCCAUGGUAUCUGCUGGAGCUGGUGCCCUUCAUCCUGCUGGGAAUAUUUGGUGGGCUCUGGGGCUUCAUCUGCAGCAACAUUGCCUGGUGCAGGCGGCGCAAGACAAUGCGUCUGGGCAAGUACCCGGUUCUGGAGGUGUUUGUGGUGAUGGCCAUCACGGCCAUCCUGGCCUUCCCCAACAAGUACACCAGGAUGAGCACCAGUGAGCUGAUCUCAGAGCUCUUCAAUGACUGUGGGAUUUUGGACUCGUCCAAGCUCUGCGAGUACGUGAACGAUUUCAACAGCACCAAGGGGGACGAUCUGCCUGACCGCGCUGCUGGCCCUGGCAUAUACAUGGCCAUGUGGCAGCUGGCACUGGCCCUCAUCAUGAAGGUCUUCAUCACCAUCUUCACCUUUGGCAUGAAGGUGCCCUCGGGGCUCUUCAUCCCCAGCAUGGCCGUGGGGGCCAUUGUGGGCCGGCUGCUGGGGGUGGCCGUGGAGCAGCUGGCCUUCUACCACGACUGGGCCAUCUUCAGCGGCUGGUGCAGCCAGGGGGCCGACUGCAUCACCCCUGGCCUCUAUGCCAUGGUGGGCGCCGCCGCCUGUCUGGGGGGUGUGACCCGGAUGACCGUGUCGCUGGUGGUCAUCAUGUUCGAGCUCACCGGGGGCCUGGAGUACAUCGUGCCCCUAAUGGCAGCAGCCAUGACCAGCAAGUGGGUGGCCGACGCCAUCGGCCGGGAGGGGAUUUACGACGCCCACAUCCGCCUGAACGGGUACCCCUUCCUGGAGGCUAAGGAGGAGUUCUCGCACAAGACGCGGGCCAUGGACGUGAUGCGGCUGUGCGAGAACGACCCUCCCCUGACGGUCAUCACGCAGGACUCCAUGACCGUGGAGGAUGUGGAGACCAUUGUCACCAGCACCACCUACAGCGGCUACCCUGUGGUGGUGUCCCGGACGUCCCAGCGCCUGGUGGGCUUUGUCCUCAGGAGAGACCUCAUAAUUUCCAUCGAAAAUGCCUGUAAGAAGCAGGAUGGGAUUGUAAGCACCUCAGUUAUUUGUUUCACUGACUACUGUCCCCCCCUGCCUCCGAGCUCCCCGUCUGUGCUGAAGCUCAGGAGCAUCCUGGACCUCAGUCCCUUCACGGUGACAGACGAGACGCCCAUGGAGAUCGUGGUGGACAUUUUCCGCAAGCUGGGAUUGCGCCAGUGCCUGGUCACUCACAACGGGAAGCUACUGGGGAUCAUUACCAAAAAGGAUGUACUAAAGCACAUUGCACAGAUGGCCAACCAGGAUCCUGAUUCCAUCCUCUUCAACUAGAGGCAGACUGUAGGGAUUGUGUGUCCCACAUACCUGAAACUUUCUAGCCCAUCCUGGGUAGACUUUCCUAUUUUUAUUGAGACCAUGGAACUGUUUCCAGCAUUUUCCUCCAUGGAGCUGAAGAAGAUAUUUUUUUUCUACCAGAUAACGAAUUGCACUACGGAAUCUGUGGAACAUGAUCUUCUUUUUAGAAGAAAAAAAAGAGACUUUAUUUACAUUGCUUUUGUGAAGUUGCGUUGGAAAGAUUCCAUGAAGGAGUAAAAGCAAAAUGUUAGAGAAUUGUA